AUGGAACUGUUUGCCGCGGCUUACCAGCAGCACAUCCCCGUGCUGCUCAAGGGCCCGACCGGCUGUGGAAAGACCCGAUUCGUGGAAUACAUGGCGUGGAAGCUGGGGCGCCCCCUGACCGUAAUUCGAGAUGAGGAGAAGGGCGGCGGUGCACCCCAGGAUGUGCAGGAAAUCCACGAAGGCGAAGUUCGCGUGCCGCUGGUCACCAUCGCCUGCCACGAGGACCUGACGGCCAGCGACCUGGUUGUUGAGGCCCGCAAGGACACCACGGUGUUGAUCCACCCUCUGACCGACCACCGUCGGAUUCUUCCGGUGGAGAAGACCGGCACCAUCAUCGAGGCCGAUGAUCGGUUCCUGCUCUGCAUUUCCUACAACCCUGGUUACCAGAGUGCCCUGAAGGACCUAAAGCACAGCACGAGGCAGCGCUUCAUCUCCAUCGAAUUCUAUUACCCGCCCCGGGAAAUAGAGCGGGAGAUCAUUCAGUCGGAGGCCGGCUGCACCGAAGAGCAGGCCGACUCGCUGGCCAAGCUGGGCGAGAAGAUCCGCAACCUGGAAGACCACGGCCUGCAGGAAGGCGCCAGCACCCGGCUGCUGAUCUACGCUGGGCGUCUGAUGUGCGAGGGCAUUUCCGCCCGCCGUGCAUGCCAGGUCGCCAUCGUCUGGACGCUUACCGACGACCCCGAGUUGCAGCGCAGUCUUGAGGAAGUCACCUCUUCCAUAUUCGAGUAA
Messenger RNA from Geodia barretti, 729 nucleotides. Lineage: Eukaryota; Metazoa; Porifera; Demospongiae; Tetractinellida; Geodiidae. The record is from the annotation of a GenBank genome assembly.